UAGUCUUAUGUAUCCCUACCUACUUUUAAUGACGGACGAGAAAGGGAAAAACUAACUUAUUGCAAAUAAAAUCGACGAAAUUUUUAACUUUACUAAACAUUCCUUAAACGAAAUCGAAUCACCCACUCGGGCAACGUUUAUGCAUUGUAAAAAUAUCAAGAAAAUGGAAAAGUUUUCAGCUCUUUGCGCAUAAAAAAGAUAUACAAAUUAUAAUGUAAAACAAACAACGGGCAACAAUAAAAAAUAUACGAAACUUUGUGCGAAGCGAUUAAAGAAAACAUACUCUAAUCUAAUAAAGAACCAGUGUUCCAACUAUAUCAAAAAAAAAAAAAACAAAAACUGAAUCUACAUCAAAAUAUAACGAGCAGAUACUGCUUCGAACGUCCAAUACCCUACUACAACGUAUUGAUGACCAAUGAACCGAAAAACAUUGUUGGCAGCAGCAACAACCGUAUGAAAUGAAAGAAGGAAUCAAUAGACGGAGUGACUGACUCAUUUUAUUUUUGCAGGCUUUUGUAACGACAAACGCACACUCACCGUUGGUCAGGUGCGUGUAGCAGGUUGGCAGACAGGGAGCUAUAAAGCACUCACUCUUCCCUCUUCAUUAUAAGGCUUUACAACUUCCUGUGCUGUGUGUGUUAUUUGCGACAAUACAGUCGGCCUCUCAAGUUAUUCGAUUGGGAGGUUUUGUUUGUUUCUGCUCCGCUGCAGUAUAGUAGCUCUGUUUAUAAAGCUACUACUUGCGGCAACGUUUUAUUUUUUUUAAUUCUAACAACUUCAAAUCAGGCAAAAAGCCAACAAAGGCACAUAUUUUUCCUUGGGGCCAAGAGUACAACCACCAUUUCGUCGUAUUCCAUUCAACCGGCCAAGGAAGACGAAAAUUACCACACACUACCAAAUCACACAGCAAGAAACCAGAAACAAAAACAACACGGCCUACUUAGAAAACUGCUAAAACGGAAAAGAAAAUCAUUGAAGAAAAGCAUAAGCGAACUGAAUAUUGUUUUGCCUGACAAGUUGUCCUACGUACGGUGUGGCUAAUACUCAUAAGAACGGAGGAAAGAUUGUAUUUUGUUGUUGUUCUGUUCGUGUUUAGGCCCUCUCUGAGUGGCGUCUCAUUUCGCCAACGAACCACCAACGCUAAAAAGCAAGCAGAAUAUACACGAAGGAAGGCAAGCAGUUUUGUUUAUGUCCUCUAUGCCUUUUGAACGCUAGACAUACCCUUCCCUAACCACUUUUACCCUUGACUAUAAUCUACUACGUAUCUAACUCCAACACAACACCUCUCGCAACGUCAACUUGCCAAUCAGUCACAAUGUCAACGGAUAAGAUCAAAGUUGCUGUCAGGGUGCGUCCCUUUAACCGCCGUGAAGUCGAACUUGGAACAAAAUGCAUCGUGGAAAUGGAUAAACAUCAGACCAUACUUCACAAUCCUCCAGCCAUCGACAAAAUAGAAAGCCGGAAACCGCCAAAGACUUUUGCAUUUGAUCAUUGCUUCUUUUCGCUGAAUCCUGACGAUGAAAAAUAUGCAUCGCAAGAAACUGUAUUUGAUUGUCUGGGUCGAGACAUUCUGGACAACGCAUUUCAGGGAUAUAAUGCCUGUAUAUUUGCAUAUGGACAGACAGGUUCCGGCAAAUCUUACACAAUGAUGGGCUCACAAGAGUCCAAAGGAAUUAUACCGCGCUUGUGUGACAACUUGUUCUCAGCCAUUGCCAACAAAACUACCCAAGACCUUAUGUACAAAGUUGAAGUGUCCUACAUGGAAAUCUACAAUGAGAAAGUACAUGACCUCUUAGAUCCGAAGCCAAACAAACAAUCGCUAAAAGUACGUGAGCACAAUGUCAUGGGACCCUAUGUCGACGGUCUAUCGCAGCUGGCCGUUGCCUCCUACAUGGACAUUGAUAAUUUGAUGACCGAGGGCAACAAGUCGCGUACAGUGGCCGCAACGAAUAUGAAUGCCGAAUCGUCGAGAUCUCAUGCUGUGUUUUCGGUGGUCUUAACACAGAUACUGACAGAUCAAGCAUCGGGAGUUACGGGUGAAAAAGUAUCGCGAAUGUCCCUUGUCGAUUUAGCCGGUUCGGAAAGAGCCGUUAAAACCGGUGCUGUGGGAGAUCGACUCAAGGAAGGCUCAAAUAUAAACAAAUCACUUACAACACUUGGUUUGGUCAUCUCUAAGUUGGCCGAUCAGUCCAAUGGAAAGAAGGGUGGGAAUGACAAAUUCGUGCCCUAUAGGGAUUCAGUGUUGACUUGGCUUUUAAAAGACAAUUUGGGAGGCAACUCUAAAACUGUUAUGGUUGCGACUAUUUCGCCUUCUGCGGACAAUUUCGAAGAAACUCUUUCUACACUACGGUAUGCAGACCGUGCCAAGCGCAUUGUCAACCACGCCGUUGUUAAUGAAGAUCCAAAUGCCCGUAUAAUUCGCGAAUUGCGCCAUGAGGUUGAAACACUACGAAAUAUGCUUAAGCAUGCCACUGGAUCGCCGGUGGGCGACAUCAAUGAUAAACUGGCGGAGAGCGAAAACCUAAUGAAGCAGAUCUCACAAACCUGGGAAGAGAAACUAGUUACUACUGAGCGCAUUCAAAAUGAGCGCCAACAGGCACUGGAGAAAAUGGGCAUAAGUGUCCAAGCCAGUGGUAUAAUGGUGGAGAAGAAUAAGUAUUACUUGGUUAAUCUAAACGCAGAUCCGUCCCUUAAUGAGUUGUUAGUUUACUACCUUAAAGAAAGGACUCUGAUUGGCGGACACACCAUGAGUGGUCCUCAGCCUGACAUACAGCUAUCCGGCCUGGGCAUUCAGCCAGAACACUGCGUCAUCACCAUUGUGGAUGGUGGUCUCUUUUUAGAACCAUUCCCAGGUGCACGAUGUUUUGUGAAUGGCACGGCAGUCGUAGAUAAAGUGCCGCUCCACAAUGGCGAUCGCAUCUUGUGGGGCAAUCACCACUUCUUCCGCGUUAACUGCCCUAAAUCGGCAACCGCAAACCUGAGCUCUGAGCCACAAACUCCAGCCCAACUAAUUGACUACAACUUUGCUCGCGACGAAAUCAUGCAGAACGAGCUGAGCAACGACCCUAUUCAGACAGCUAUAGCAAGACUGGAGAAGCAGCAUGAGGAGGACAAACAAGUUGCUUUAGAGAAACAACGACAGGAAUACGAACGUCAAUUCCAACAAUUGCGCAACAUUCUUUCGCCCAGCACACCUUAUGCUCCCUACACUCCUUAUGACCCACUGCGCUUGGGUAAAAUAACACCCAACACGCCUACUUCCCAGAUGCGCGUGGAGAAGUGGGCGCAGGAACGCGACGAAAUGUUUAAGCGUUCAUUGGGACAGUUGAAGAAUGACAUCAUGAGAGCCAAUGCUUUAGUCCAAGAAGCCAAUUUCCUUGCCGAAGAAAUGGAAAAGAAAACUAAAUUUUCCGUAACUCUUCAAAUACCACCAGCCAAUCUUAGCCCUAACAGGAGGAGAGGCGCUUUCGUCAGUGAACCGGCAAUUUUGGUAAAGCGGACGAAUUCUGGCAGCCAGAUCUGGAGUAUGGAAAAGUUGGAAAAUAAGCUAAUAGAUAUGCGUGAAAUGUAUCAGGAACACAAGGAACGCAUUCUUAAUGGAUUGCCUCUUAUUGAGACAUUCUCAGAUGAGGAAGAUUCGGACGAGGAAAAUGAGAGCUCCAAGUCCUUGGAUCCAUUUUACGAGUCUCAGGAAAACCACAACUUGAUCGGCGUGGCCAACAUCUUCCUGGAGGUCCUGUUCCACGACGUCAAACUGGACUAUCACACACCGAUAAUAAGCCAGCAAGGUGAAGUUGCUGGCCGACUUCAAGUCGAAAUACAACGCAUCGCUGGACAAAUGCCGCAAGAUCGAAUGUGUGAGUCGAUAUCGGAGUCAUCGUCCGAUUCGCGUGAUGAUUACGAUGAUGCUCCGGACCCAAUGGCAAAUCAGAUAACUUGUCGGGUGACAAUUAAAUGUGCCUCUGGUUUGCCUUUGUCGCUGUCGAAUUUUGUGUUCUGUCAAUAUACUUUCUGGGGCCACUCGGAAAUGGUAGUUCCCGUCCUCAAUGCUGAGGCAACGACCAGAGAUCAAAAUAUGGUCUUUAGGUUUGACCACACGAAUGACUUCACGGUAACAAUAAAUGAGGAGUUCCUUGAGCAUUGUAUAGAAGGGGCUCUGUCAAUCGAGGUCUGGGGACAUAGAAGUGCCGGGUUUUCAAAGUCGAAAGGAUGGGAAGUGGAGCAGCAACAAGCCAAAGCUCGCUCACUAGUAGAUCGCUGGGCAGAAUUGUCGCGUAAAAUUGAAUUGUGGGUAGAGAUUCACGAAUUGAAUGAUAACGGAGAAUACGGACCAGUUGAAGUCAGUAACCCUAACGAGGUGCUCACUGGCGGUAUUUAUCAGUUGCGGCAAGGACAACAGCGCCGCGUCCAUGUCCGAGUUAAGCCAGUCCAAAAUUCCGGUACAUUGCCGAUAAUCUGUCAGUCUAUCGUGAACAUAUCGAUCGGAAGCGUGAGUGUGCGUUCACGUCUGCAACGGGCAUUGGAUUCGUACCAAGAGGAAGACCUGACAAUUCUGCGAGAGAAGUGGAGUGAAGCUCUGGGUAGAAGACGCCAAUAUUUAGAUCAACAAAUUCAAAAGCUUAUUAAAAAGGAGGACAAGACAGAGGAGGAACGGGAGCGUGAACUGAGCCUGGUUCACCAAUGGGUUUCUCUAACAGAGGAGCGUAAUGCAGUAUUAGUCCCAGCUCCUGGGUCCGGAAUCCCCGGGGCACCGGCUUCUUGGGACCCACCUUCCGGAAUGGAGCCACAUGUCCCUGUUUUAUUCCUUAACCUCAACGCUGACGACCUCUCGGCACAGAACACCAACGAUGAGUUCUCUAUAGCUGGCAUUAACUCGAUACUAUCCAAGGAACAUGGCCACAAAUUCUACACACUGCAAAUUCUGCAGCACCUGGACAAAGAUGUUUGUGCCAUUGCCAGUUGGGACUCAUCUAUGCAUGACAGUCCUGCUCUCAACCGGGUUACGGAAGCCAAUGAGAGAGUGUACUUGAUCUUACGAACAACAGUGCGUCUGUCGCAUCCCGCUCCCAUGGACUUGGUUCUCCGAAAACGCCUUUGCAUUAAUAUCAAAAAAGGACCAAGCAUAACGGAUCGUCUCAAAAAGUUCCGUCUCGUUAGAAUGGAUGCGACUAUUCCCAGCACAGGAGUCACAUACGAAGUUGUGUCGAACAUACCGAAGGCAUCUGAAGAAUUGGAGGACCGCGAAUCUCUAGCCCAACUGGCAGCAAGUGGUGACGACUGUUCGGCGAGUGAUGGCGAAACGUAUAUAGAGAAAUAUACACGUGGUGUCUCAGCAGUUGAGAGUAUUCUGACCCUGGACCGUUUGAGGCAGAACGUGGCUGUCAAAGAACUGGAAACGGCACAUGGCCAGCCACUGUCCAUACGCAAGACUGUCAGUGUGCCCAACUUCUCGCAGAUUAUGGGCUUUGACGCAUCUAUGGAGUCACUUUUGAAUGUGGGUCGAUCCGAAUCAUUUGUGGAUUUAAAUCAAUCUCUUGGAUGCAAAUUUAUGCCACAAGUGCAAACAACGCCCGUUGGAAUGCGAGAUUUCAACACUCGCUCUCGCCACAGUUUCGGAGGAAAAGGAAGCAACGACGACUCUCCCGGCAAGCCAUUUGGAAUUGCUCGUCCAACAUUCUUAAAUUUGAAUUUGAAUUCAAAUUCGCUAAGAACACAGCCAACAAAACCAUCGCCGGCUACAAGCAAAUUGAUGGGCAUGCGUAUGACCACACUGCACGAAGAGCCUUUAGGCGGUCAUCGUUCAUUGGCCGAAGAACCCGAGGACAGCUUGAGUGACUCGGACUAUAACCACGAUUAUGAUUUGGAGAAACAGCAACGACUGAACAAUAGCUACCACCAGACACCGCGAUCGCGACUUACGUCAUCUAAAACAAUGGACUCCUUUAUGGAUGUAAGUUCGCAUUCGAACCACAGCUAUUUGAGCUACACCUCAAACGCGAACACAAACUUGAAGCAUUUGACAGGCUUAGCAACGCCAAGUAUGAGCUCUUCAACCUCUAGUGGUUACGGUUCACAGGCCGUGUCUUGCACUAACCUAACCAAUGACGAUAUCACGUCCAUGCGUUCUAUGAGCAUUGAUGAGACUCCAGAUUUUGAUCGCAUCAAUUCCAAUUCUCCACCCAAUCGUGCUGCAAUUCACCGUGUAAAUCCAUUCCUUAAAGACAUGCCAAAUGCGUCGAAUGGAACUCAGAACGCAGAAACGGGUUUUAGCAGCAAUCAAUUGCAUGAACAGCAACCCAAAUCGCAGGUCACCGUUGCCAAUGAUUGUGGUACACUUCAGCAGCCAAAUGAAGCGGAUACGCCGUCAGCCGUGAGUAAUAAUCAAGAGAAUAUGCAACAACGUGAUAUGGGCGAAAUGAACCAGAAAACUGACCUUUAUAAUUCUGCUACUGACGAAUUAAAUGAACCAGAAGGCGAACACGAGAUUGCAGAUUUUAAAAAUGAAAACAUACGCAAUAUCGUGGACGACAACAACAAAACGAAUGUUAUGCCAAAUAACAACAACGACACUUCACCUUUGCCCAACAACACAGACAAUCAGAAUGGGAACGAAGUCAUAGGCGAAGGCACUGGAGUGGUAAAAACUCCACUUCCAGCGGGGAAAGUUGUGAGAAGAAAGAAGACACCCCCUCAGGGUGGCGGCAAUGGCAAUGAAACAUCUAACGGAACAACUCUAAAUAAUAAUCGCACAAACACUAUGCAAAGAAUGUCGAUUGCGAAGAUGGAAGGAUUGGCCAAUAAUACAUCUAAUGACUAUCUCAAUAUGACAUCAAUGAGCGCCAGCAUGGAAAUAGAAGACGAAAGCAAACAUGUCGAUUUAACCCUUCCGGAUUGGGUCACAAUUGGCGAAUCUGUCCUGAUUCGGCCCUACAAUACAAGUGGAGUGAUCUCCUAUGUCGGCACUACACACUUUCAGGCCGGAACUUGGAUUGGCGUGGAACUUGACACCCCGACAGGAAAAAAUGAUGGCACCGUGCAGGGCAUUCAAUAUUUCCACUGCAAACCGAAGCAUGGUAUAUUCGUGCGAUUUGACAAAUUAAUACUUGACAAACGUGGCAAGGCAAUGAGAGCAUAUAAAGCAGAAAAGAGCAGUAAAGAGACAACGCCAUUGCCGCGCUCUAAAAGCCGAGGCGAAUCGCUAAGCUCGCUGAGUGGCGCCGGUGGACGAAAAUGAUUAUUUCCGAAGUGUUCGCAUCAAAUGCAGAGAUGGGCCAACAUUACAAGUGCAAGGCAACAUUACACAACCCCGACAACACCAAAUGCAAUAUCCGUGCCAAACCAAAAGCACCAACCCCCCCAUAUGCGCCGAACUACAUCUGUCGCAGCAGAACCAACACCACCCCCCAUUUCCACUAAGCGCACAUGUUCCAUAAUGCGAAUGUCAACAUAUGAUGCGAACACGUCUAAUGCGAAAAAAACGAAUCGACGCUCGACGGCAUUUUGAAGGAGACCAGGUGAAAUCAAAGUUAUCGUUUGCAAAUGCCGUUCGAUGCAGUCACUUAAUAUAGCUAUGAGACUCCAAAAACAAUGAAACACACACAUACACACAAAGCAUAGGAAAUCAGAACGAGUAUAAACAAAUCUCUAUCUAGAAUAGUUGGCUUUAUAUGAGAACAAAAUCAGCUUCCUUCAAGCGAAAACUUGUCCUUUUUGUAUGUUUCUGUUGUACUAGGAUUAAACACAAAUAAUGUAAAUCAUUACACUAGCUUAGGUGGCACUUUCUCCAGAAAUGGAAGGCAGCUUAUCUAUACGGAUACUGCAGUCGAGUAAACGCGUUCCCUUUGCUUUUUAUGUCAACUUCGGUCAUGUUUGAAGCACACCAACCCCUUCCCCCGAUUUCAAGCAUUCAAACAACGACGACAGUUGCAACUCGUAUUGUAUAAACAUUUAGGCGUGGUGGCAUUUCAUUUAAGGUUAUUAGUGAGGUAGACAAUUUUGUAUAUUUUAUUUAGAGCUUUUAAUAGAUACGAUGAUAACGAACGCUGACAUAGACAGAUUUUUAUCAGUGCAAAAGGCCCCCGACAAACAGUUAAGCUUUCAGUUGAAGAACACAAUUUCAUAGUUUUAAUUACAUUUUAUGUUUCCUUAUAAUUAUUAUUAUUAUUAUUUGCUGCUUGUUUAUUGAUUGUAAGUCUUCUAACUAUGUAAUUUUACUUUACAUACAAUCAUUGUGAUGCUUUUAUUUUGUGUUAUUUUAAAUUCCAUUUGUGUUAAGUAUUCCCUUUUGUUUAAGCAACGAAUUAGCCAGUUGUUAGCCAACAUUCUGACAGCGAUGUCAAUUUUUGAAAGCCGUCGUUUCUUGACGUGAUCCUUUAAAAUCAUGAAACUUCGGUACUUUCUACUCCAUCGUAGUAAAACAAUCAAUUCCUCCAGGUAUUUGAAAAAUCCUGAAUACGAUACAGGAUGGAGCAAAUCAAAUCAAAUUUUCAUGGACAUUGUAAAACAUGUUAUGCAUAUAAAGUAUUUUAUUAUACACACAUAUAUAAAUAUAUAUAUCUAUUAGUUUUACGAUCGACCGAAUACAUCAAUGUGUAAUUACUUUUUAAUUAUCAUUUGCAACAAAAUGCUGUAAACUAAACAAAUGUAUAAAAUUUAAUGUGAUCUGAAGUCAAGACAAAAAGUGUUGACUUAAAAAAGGACUCUUUUAAUUUUGCAAUAAAACUAUUCAAAUUUUAAUUUUUUUUCAAGUGCAA
Messenger RNA from Musca domestica (house fly), 8753 nucleotides. It is a transcript of the gene Khc-73, whose product is annotated as kinesin-like protein KIF13B. The transcript is spliced from 19 exons. Gene Ontology annotation, molecular function: ATP hydrolysis activity; microtubule binding; ATP binding. Lineage: Eukaryota; Metazoa; Arthropoda; Insecta; Diptera; Muscidae. Bases 1316 to 7234 code for a protein of 1972 amino acids. The record is from RefSeq and is a predicted model, not a curated record. Gene Ontology annotation, biological process: cytoskeleton-dependent intracellular transport; microtubule-based movement. Gene Ontology annotation, cellular component: microtubule; kinesin complex.